AUGGCUCGGAGGAGGACGAGUCGAGAAAAGUUGGUGUCUUUCAUCAACAACAGAUGGUUAGUGUUUGUGGCGGCCAUGUGGAUUCAGUCAUGCGCUGGGAUCGGUUACUUGUUCGGUAGCAUAUCGCCGGUGAUCAAGAGCUCCUUGAACUACAACCAGAAACAGCUCUCCAGGCUCGGUGUUGCAAAAGAUCUCGGCGACAGUGUCGGCUUCCUCGCUGGUACUCUCUCCGAGAUCUUGCCUCUCUGGGCCGCUCUUCUUGUUGGGUCACUCCAGAACCUUGUCGGCUAUGGUUGGGUCUGGCUCAUCGUCACCGGUCGAGCUCCGAUUCUCCCCUUAUGGGCUAUGUGUAUCCUCAUAUUCGUUGGGAACAACGGGGAGACCUACUUCAACACGGCUACACUAGUCUCCGGUGUUCAGAAUUUCCCCAAGAGCCGUGGUCCUGUGGUUGGUAUCCUCAAGGGCUUUGCUGGCCUUGGCGGUGCCAUCCUCUCUCAGAUUUACACUACGAUCCACUCCUCUGACCGUGCAUCCCUCAUCUUCAUGGUUGCAGUUGCCCCAGCUGUUGUUGUUGUUCCUCUCAUGUUCUUCAUCAGACCCGUUGGUGGUCACAGGCAGAUCCGUGCUUCCGAUGGCACCAGCUUCACCAUCAUCUAUGCCGUCUGCAUUCUACUCGCUGCCUACCUCAUGGCAGUGAUGCUUAUUGAAGAUUUCAUUGACCUUAGCCAUUCAAUCAUCACUGCUUUCACCAUUGUCUUGUUUGCAAUCCUUCUUGUACCCAUCUUUAUCCCCAUCGCUACAAGUUGCUUCACAGCAUCAACCGACCCUUGUGACACGCUAGAAGAACCUCUCGUCGGAGAUCAGCAAGGCCAGGAUCCAGGAUCAGCCUCUGACCGUGAUCCUGAGCUUAUUUUGAGUGAAGUCGAAGACGAGAAACCGAAAGAGGUAGAUCUGCUUCCUGCAUUGGAGAGGCAUAAGAGAAUUGCUCAGUUGCAAGCAAAGCUGAUGCAGGCAGCUGCAGAGGGUGCAGUUCGGGUCAAGAGACGGAGAGGACCUCACAGAGGCGAGGAUUUUACUUUAAUGCAGGCACUUGUGAAAGCCGAUUUCUGGCUCAUAUUCUUCUCACUCUUGCUCGGAUCUGGUUCGGGUCUAACAGUUAUAGACAACCUUGGGCAGAUGAGUCAGUCUCUGGGGUACGAUAACACUCACGUUUUUGUCUCGAUGAUUAGCAUUUGGAACUUCCUUGGACGCAUCGGUGGCGGCUAUUUCUCCGAACUCAUCGUCAGGAACUAUGCAUACCCAAGACCGAUUGCUAUCGCAGUGGCUCAGCUUGUAAUGUCAGUAGGACACAUCUUCUUUGCAUAUGGAUGGCCUGGAGCUAUGCACAUUGGCACACUAUUGAUUGGACUUGGCUAUGGUGCUCACUGGGCCAUUGUCCCAGCCACUGCCUCUGAGCUCUUUGGUCUCAAAAAGUUUGGAGCUUUAUACAAUUUCCUGACGCUAGCCAACCCGGCUGGGUCCUUAGUCUUUUCGGGUCUGAUUGCAAGCUCCAUAUAUGACCGUGAAGCAGAGCGGCAAGCACAUGGAUCAUUGUUUGGUGCUGACGAUGUCCUGAGAUGCCAAGGUUCUAUCUGUUACUUCUUGACGUCACUCAUAAUGUCUGGGUUCUGCCUCAUCGCAGCCGCCUUGAGUAUGAUUCUUGUACAACGUACCAAGUCAGUUUACACAAAUCUCUACGGCAACACCCGCAGCUGA
Molecule: messenger RNA, 1755 nt
Organism: Arabis nemorensis
Lineage: Eukaryota; Viridiplantae; Streptophyta; Magnoliopsida; Brassicales; Brassicaceae
Source: the annotation of a GenBank genome assembly